Molecule: messenger RNA, 1835 nt
Organism: Hippoglossus stenolepis (Pacific halibut)
Lineage: Eukaryota; Metazoa; Chordata; Actinopteri; Pleuronectiformes; Pleuronectidae
Product: 5-hydroxytryptamine receptor 1D
Exons: 3
Coding region: 162-1793 (543 amino acids)
Biological process (GO): G protein-coupled receptor signaling pathway
Cellular component (GO): membrane
Molecular function (GO): G protein-coupled receptor activity
Source: RefSeq, a predicted model, not a curated record
UACCGCGUGUCCCUCCCUCAGGGAACACUAGUCAUACCCACAACCUCCAGACUCACCUGGAGAGCAGAUGGAGCAGCUCACUCCAGUCACUCGUUUCUUUUCCCCGUCGAGUCGCGCUUGCUCGUGGCUCAUCAUGAGAGGACGGUAGAUGUGAGUGGGACAUGGAGGAGCUGGGUGGCUCCUGGUCCGAGCCCCGCUCUCCUCUGCAGGCUGCGGCGGGGAACGGGAGCUGGAGCGGGGCGGCAGGACUCGUGGUGUCCGGGCGGACUCAGCUGCUGCUGGAGAUCCUCAUGGUGCUGAUGUGUUUGGGCGCAGUGACAGGUAAUAUUCUUGUCAUUGCGAUUGUGGCUUCAACCAAGACUUUCCACUCUGUGGCGUCCGUGCUGAUCAUGAACCUGGCCAUCAGCGACCUCCUGGUGGGCGUCGGAGUCAUGCCAUUUGUCGCUCUGUCCAUCAUGAACCAUGGAUGGGUAGAUUUCUCUCACCUCUGUAUGUACGUGGGCUACACCUCCUCUGUGUACUGCACAGCCUCUGUCCUGACACUAGCUGCCAUUGCUCUCGACCGCUACCACUCCAUCAUGGACUGCCUGCGCUACAGCUCCCGCUGCACCCUGUGGAGGACCGGCGCUGUGGUGCUGUGGAUCUGGCUGCAGGCUCUGGCCACCAGUUGCCCUCCCCUGCUGGGCUGGAGCUCUGUCAGUUACAUGGUCCCCAUGUACAGCUGUGCCGUCAACUGGGCCAGCAGUCCCAGCUACACGGCUUUUAUGGCCGGCCUCUCCUACCUCGUACCUGCGGUGGUCAUCCUCUUCUGCUACGUGAACAUUGUCAAGGUGGCACGCAGCCACGCUAGGAGGAUUCAUACCUUAGAGGACGCUGUCCAGCGAAGCAGGAAUCAGACCUCUGCCUUCGCUCCUGGAGUUUCACCUCAGCUGCAUCAGUGUGGGACGCUCCACAACCCCUCUUCACUGAUCUACCAUGUGAGUGGCCAGUUUGUGCCUGAUGUCACUAGAGAAGACGGAAGUAACAUCAGCCCUGCUCUCCCUAAUUCUGCUGCAGAGCAGAGUAACUCUUUAUCCAGACGUCUGGUCUCCAUCUUGGCUCCCAGCUCCUCCCAGCCUCCCCCUGAGAACUCCCAGCAGCACCAUAACCAACACGGAGUGGUGCGUCUCUUCCUGGUCAUCUCAGCCUUCUUCUUCUGCUGGACACCUUACGUGGGUGUGGCCCUCGUUCAGGCCACGGAAACUGCAAUUUCCGGCCAAUCCAGCCUUGUCCCGCCCUCUGCUGUGACCUUUUCAUACUGGCUGGUGUUGCUGAACUCUGACAUCAAUCCUCUUCUGUAUGCUCUGCUCAGCAAACGUUUCCAGGGGGCCCUUCAGGGACUUAGGCAAAAAAUAAGAGCACGCCUGGGAAGUGUGGUGGGCAAGGCAGGGGAGGUCAGAGCCGAGGGAGACGACUACAGGAGUAGCGAGCCCUGCUCUCUGAACACCAUCCCCAUCAGCCCACCGUCCAGCACGGAGAGUUCAACCUGUGAUAUCUCCAAGUAUUCCCCCUCCAUCCUCCCUGUCAGCACGGACCUCAAACAUCUUCCUGACGAGCUUCUAUGCAAAGUGUGUCGGACUGAAAACAACUCCUCAUCUCCAGACCGUGGUGGCGACAGGCGGGUGGACAGGUUGCAGGUUCCCGCUCGGCCACAGGAGGGCAAAAGACUACCGUUCUCUGCUCUGACCAGGGAGCGACAGGCCACGUUCCUCUAUGGCCAAAUAACAGUGAGAGUAGAGCAUGAUGUGUGUUAAUGAUGUGUUAGUGAUGCAGGAACAGUGUCUACCACAUCAGAC